AAGUCGGAAGUGCGGAAACACUAUGGACAUGAGGAUACUUAUUUUUAUCUUAAUUUCUUUUUCACUGGAAUAUUUGACAGAAGCAAGUGGUGAUUGUGGAGGAUGCUUUAAACCUCCCGAUUUCACAAGUCCGUACAUCCUAAUGGAAGCACAAACCGACCAAUCCAAAGAAAUUGUAGAACACGGAUUAAAUGAAGUUCCUAUAAAAGUCGACGUGCAGGUGCGUGCUAUAAAUACAACAGAUCCCGUGUUUCCGGGACUUGGCUCCUCCCAGCGGGAUGACGACGAGCCGGCUCCAUACGGAGGCGUGGUUUAUAAGUAUAACGACAUUUCAGUUGUAUUGUAUGCCCCAAAUCGAAACGACGGUAGCUCUUCCGGAACUAUCAUUUAUACAGGAAAUGACACAUGGAACGGUCCCCACCACCAGACAGAGGAUAGGGCAGAAGUAAGAGCCAAAGUGUGGACGAAUUGUAGUUUCCCUAAGCCUCAGUUCGAUUCUGACUGGUUUCCAAUGGCAGUCAAUAAUGGAAGCCAAUCUUUUAAAGAAAUCGCACACGGGCUUGGAACUUAUCCUGAGUAUGUGUCAGUACAGAUAAAGGACAAGAACUCUAACUGGUAUUCAGAUGGCAUUGGAUCUGCAAUGACAGUUCAAAAUCUUACCCCACAAUCUGCGUGGGGAGGUGUCAUCUAUGGAUUCAACGAAAGUCAUGUCAGAAUAUGGGUUCCAGGAUUUGACUCUGGAAGCAUGUACAGCACUGCUGAUGGAUGGGGUCGUGGGUCAAAGGAGUUUUGGAAUGAGGGAUCAGUAAGGGUUAGGGUGUGGAGUCAUUUUAAAGCUGAUUUGAUAUACUCCGCAGUGUCUUUAUUGGGAAAUACUACAAGGAAACGGCAUUCCCAUCACCUAUCCACGCGUAAAGGAGGCUCAAUGGACAUUGACAAUGGAAUGAUUUACGUAACGGUUAAGGCUGUUGGAGGUAAAAAUGCCGGAUUUUCCUUCCCGGGAAUGGGAGCAGUACAAAAUGCUGAUCCCAAUGAAUCUUUUGGUGGGUUAGUGUACGCCUAUGGCCCUCGUUCAAUAGCUGUAUGGCAACACGUACAACAUGAUCAUGGAUAUCUUGUUUACAUCAACCAAAACUGGGGCGGUGGUCUGAUGUCUCAGAAAUCCAAAAACGGCAGCAUGAUAGUUCGGUUUUGGGAGCCUUACACUAGUAGAUGUCCAACCUCUCCAAUCAACCAUCCAGUUACCGUUCAUCUAGACAAUGGGAAUCCUACGACGUUAUCCUCCGUACAGUCAGCAGCAAUGACCAACACUGUACACCUACAUACGACAGCGGCACCUAACACCGUAAACACAAAUACGACAGCGUCACAAACAUCGGCUAUGCAAGCUUCAACACAUCAACAAUCCACAAUCGGAAGUAGUUCAGCGUCAUUUCUUUCCCCAGCGGCCACAUCAGAAGAAUCUCAAGGAAUGAGUGGUGCAGGUAGUGUUAGGAAUCAUCAUUGGAGCAUGUCUGUUAGUAGUAUGUGGUGUAGUUACGGGUGUCAUAUGUGCCUUUUAUAAGAAGAAAAAGAUGCAAAUCGAAGACAAGAAUGUAGUCAAUGAAUAGUUUAUUUCACUGGAUAUAUUGACGGACAAGCCAUGUGGUAGACAGGAUAUCUUCACAGCUUCAGUCGUAAUCCAUCAGUAUGGACACAACCUAGUUGUCAUUUUCACCAAGAACACAUGAGAUAUAUUGAUGAUUGCUUAAUAACAGUAUAUCCCGUUUAAAGAUGUCGGAUGGUAAUUAUCUCAUUGUUGCAAAGAUAUUUAUAAACAAUGUGGAUUCUUGUUCAAAACUAAAACAUUACUAUCAUAAUCUUUUCCUGACAAUAAAACAAAAGACAAUGCAAUCAAUUGUAUUUUGUAAAUUAUACUUUUCAAUGUUGAUAUCAAUAUAAAUGUCUAAUUUAAUUCUGAAUCAGUAAUGUUUGAAUAUUUGUAUGUUUAAUCCUUACACGACAAAUGGUAAUUCGUAUUAAACCAUUUAAAUGGUUUUAAACUGUUCUUAUUUUUUCACUUAUUAAAACAGUUUUGAAAUGUUUCCCUCCGAUAAUCGAUGACAAUUUUCGAGAUUAUAUGGGCGUUAUUGAAACCAUAUACCUACAUGCAUAAUUGAUACUUAACUUUUUUUAAUGAUAUGAUUAAAGUUACAUAAAACGUAAUAUGAAUUAAAUUUCAACGAAAAUGAGAUGAACCACUGAUAAAAAUACCCAUGUUAAGACUACUCGGACAUUCGUGUGAUCAAUACAGGAAAUCGGAAUUCCGAUCUGUUCAAUAUUUCUGUCAGGAGUUUAUCUUAUCAUAUAACGAGUUACCUAUGUCUAUAUAAGGUGACGUAAUACAGUACAUAUACUGAACACUACUAGUGCUGCUUGUUUCACCUAGGUUUUAGUGACUGCAUGUGAUGAACGCUAUUUCUCAAUCUAUAUUAAAAUCUUGAAUAGGAAUUCCCUGACUAAUUAAUCCAACAAAUCAUGGAUGUGAAAAAAAUAUUAAAGUCGCAACGUCAAACGCAUUUUUGGAUGAUUAGACGAGGAAUAAGACAGAGCUAAGAUCGUACUCUCUGUUACUUGUAUAAAAUGAUUUCUAUAAAUAAACCGGAAGGCGAACUGUAGUUUUCCACAGUCUAUACCUAUUCAUACAAUAACAUAUCUGUGACAACAAAUGGCAUAUUGCUAUACUGUACAUUAAUUAAGCUAUUGUUAAUCAAAUGAUGCCGACACAA
Pecten maximus is the source of this 2768-nucleotide messenger RNA. RefSeq lists its product as uncharacterized. The record is from RefSeq and is a predicted model, not a curated record. The transcript has 13 exons. NCBI's taxonomy places the organism in Eukaryota, Metazoa, Mollusca, Bivalvia, Pectinida, Pectinidae. Bases 23 to 1564 code for a protein of 513 amino acids.